Molecule: messenger RNA, 1137 nt
Organism: Insectozyma verbasci
Lineage: Eukaryota; Fungi; Ascomycota; Pichiomycetes; Serinales; Debaryomycetaceae
Source: the annotation of a GenBank genome assembly
AUGAAGUAUUCUACAUUCGUUACUUUAGCUUCAAUUUUAUCGACUACAGUAAUUGGUGCUGCUUUACCAGCUUCAAAUUUUUCAACUUUAACACCAACAGCUACUGCUCCAUCAGGUGCAACUACUGAUUAUACAAAAUCAUUUGGUUUUCAAAUUGAAACUGUUGAGGUUGCUUCAAAAUUAUCAACUGAUAAUGCUACUUCAACUUUAUCUUUAAAAAGUGCUAGUACAACAAAUGGUAAAAGAGAUGUUGUUAAUGUUUUAUCUGAUGGUCAACCAAAUGAUAUAACUUCAAGUAAUUAUGCAAAUCCAACCCCAACUACUGUUAAACCAGUUGCACAAAUAAGUGAUGGUCAAAUACAAAAUCAAAAAUCAGCAGCUGCUCAAUCUGUUGUAAAUCAAAUUUCUGAUGGUCAAGUACAAAAUAAUCCAACUACUGCUGCAUCAGUUGUUAAUCAAAUUGGUGAUGGUCAAGUACAGAAUAAUCCAACUACUGCUGCAUCAGUUGUUAAUCAAAUUGGUGAUGGUCAAGUUCAAAAUAAUCCAACUACUGCUGCACAAACAACUGCAGCUGCUGUUAAUCAAAUUUCAGAUGGUCAAGUUCAAAAUAAUUCAAAAACUACAGCUGCUGCAGUUAGUCAAAUAAGUGAUGGUCAAGUUCAAGGUUCAAAAACUGCUUCAACUAAUCCAACAGCUUCUGGAGAUAUUGGUUCAAAAGGUGAUGGUCAAGUUGUUAAACCACCAACUAAUUCAACUGCUUCAGAAGGUGAUGGCCAAGUUAUUAAACCACCAACUAAUUCAACUGCUUCAACUACUUUAGAUUCAAAUGAUUCAGUUCCAACAGCAUGUGUUUCAAAAAAUAAUUUAGUUAUGAAUUUAAAAGAUGGUGUUUUAAGAGAUUCACAAGGUAGAAUUGGUUCAAUUGUUGCUAAUUAUCAAUUACAAUUUGAUGCAGGUACUCAAGCAGGUGCAAUUUAUGGUGCUGGUUGGUCAAUUUAUGAUGGUUAUUUGUAUUUAGGUGAUGAUAAUGUUUUCUAUCAAUGUUUAUCAGGUGAUUUCUACAAUUUAUAUAAUGAAAACAUUGGAGCUCAAUGUAAUGCAAUAAAAUUAAGAAUAAUUGAUUUUGUUGAAUGUUAA